AACCGGAACUAUUAUCCGCACUACUGUGUUCCACCGUAGGAAAUAAAAUAUUGUUACACCCACAGAAGACAACUUUUAAAAAAUUUACCGAAGAUAAUCAAUUCUGGUUAAACUAUUGUCCUCUAGUACAGGCUGUCACUCGGAGAGCAAUGGGGGUACACGGGCUGUGGAAGUUGCUUGAGACCACCGGGAAGCCCAUCAACCCCGAGACGCUCGAGGGCAAGAUCCUGGCUGUCGACAUCAGUAUCUGGUUGAACCAGGCAGUGAAGGGUGUGAGAGACAGGGAGGGUAACAGUGUUCAGAACGCCCACCUCCUCACCCUGUUCCAUCGUCUCUGUAAAUUGCUCUUUUUCCGCAUCAGACCUGUCUUCGUGUUCGAUGGAGACGCUCCUCUGAUCAAGAAACAGACCCUGGCCAUCAGAAGACAGAGAAAGGAGGAGAAGACUAUGGAGUCCAAACAGACCAAUGACAAACUCCUCAAGACCUUCCUGAAGAGACAAGCCAUCAAAGCUGCUCUGGGAGAGAGGAGUCAGGAUCAUCUGCCCAGCCUGUCUGCUGUGAGGAGAGAGGAGGACAUGUUCAUGCUGCCUGCCCUGCCAGCCCAGGAGGAGGAGAGAGAGAGGAGCAGCUCAGAGGAGGAGGAGCAGGAGGAGGAGGACAGCCGUCACAUCUACCAGGGGGAUUUCUAUGAAGACUCUAACUCUGUGGACAUAAACUCUGAGGAGUUUUCUGCCAUGCCUCCUGAGGUGAAACAUGAGAUCCUUAAAGACAUGAAGGAAUUCAGCAAGAGACGACGCACCAUGUACCACACACCUCCUGAGCGGUCAGGGGACUUCUCCCAGUACCAGCUAGCAGGGCUGCUGCAGAGGAACAAGCUGAACGUGCGUCUGGAGGGGGUGGAGAGAGAGAUGUCCAACCGUAGUGCUGGGAACGCCCCGGGGGUGGAGCUAUACAACCAGGGGGAGGGGCACAGUGUGGAGACACGACGCCUCCUCUCAGAAGACUCCACCCACUACAUCCUCAUCAAAGGUCCGAAGAAGACCGACAACAGUGAGAGGGUGCCAGACAUCCAGCCUGCGGCCUCUCCCUGGUUGGGUGGUCCCCUGUCAGGGAGGGUUAGGACGGGGGGAGGGGAGAGACCUGAGCCCCUUUGGAGACCCAUCUCAGAGGAGGAGAGCCUGGAGGAGGGCCCCUCAUCAUCGUCUAAACAUCCCCAGGACCCGAACCCGAUCCUGGGGGAUACAGCACCCAUCUCCCCCCGGACACUGAAGGCCAUCCAGGCUGCCAUGGAUAGCAGCUUCUCAGACGAGGAGGAGGAGGAUAGCUCCUGGGGUAGGGGAGGGAGUAGGGCUGAGGAGGAGGAGGAGGGGGGUGGCAGUGUGUCUCCUCGUACCCUCCUGGCCAUUCAGCGAGCCACGGGAGAAGAGUUGGACGUAGGCCUGUCCCCAUACGCCACCAUGAUUGGCAGUUCUCCUGUUAAGCCCCACCCUCCCAGUCCUCUGCGUCCUGCGAACCGACUGUUCGUCAUCAGCAGCUCAGAGGAGGAGACUGAAGGGAAGGACACUCCCCUGAGGACAACUCUGACCAAUGAGGACAUGCUUGGGGUGGAGAAGGGGGAUGAGCAACAGUCGCCCCUCCCCCUUCGCCUCCCCAUUCCUCCUGCGGACAGGGUGCUCCUCAGCAUGGAGGAGGAAACCGUCACCAGGAGGAGCAGCGAGGAGGAGAUUCUGAGGAGGAACAGAGAGGAGUUAGAGCAAGCCAUCGACAACAGGAACAGAGCUUUCCGCUCUGCAGUGGGUCAGGGGGACAGUUUGGGUCAGGCUCUCUGUGUUAUUCCCCCAUCAGGCCUUGGUCUAAACAGAGAGGAGGAGACUGGGAGGAGCAGCCUAGUGACUGGGCCUUUACCUCCAUCGCAGGAGGAGAGGAAUGGACAGAACACCGGGGAGGAGAGGAAUGGACAGAACACCGGGGAGGAGAGGAAUGGACAGAUUCUGAAGAUGGAGGACGGCAAGGAGCACAGUGAGGACAGUGAUUCAGAGAGCUUCGUUGAUGUGUCUGAGGGGGAGGAGCUAAAGGAGGAGGAGACAGAUGAUUCGCUGAUAGAGGUUGUGGGCGGUACUCCAGCUAAGGCACAAGAAGACGUGGCCAAGAAGGAGGAAGAGGAAGAGGCUUUAAGUAGCAGAGCUAUCCCUUUGGAAGAGAGGGAGGAGGAGGAGCCCCAGCCUCCCACAGAGCCCAGCCCAGCUCCUCCUGCCCCAGCGUCUUUUCCUCUACUCAACGAGUGGGAAGACAUCAACGUGGAUGAGCUGGUGGCGCUAGAGAGCAGUCUUGGAGAGCAGCAGUCCAGGCUGAGGGAACAGAAGCAGCAACAGGAACGCAUCGCUGCCACGGUUACCGGACAGAUGUGUCUGGAGAGCCAGGAGCUGCUGAGGUUGUUUGGCGUACCCUUCCUGGUGGCUCCCGGUGAGGCCGAGGCCCAGUGUGCAGCCCUGGACCGGACCGACCAGACCCACGGAACAAUCACCGAUGACAGCGACGUAUGGCUGUUCGGAGGACGACACGUCUACAAGAACUUCUUCAGCCAGAACAAAUACCUAGAAUACUACCAGUACGUAGACCUACAGAACCAACUGGGCGUGGACCGUACCAAGCUGAUUAACCUGGCCUACCUGCUGGGUAGUGACUAUACGGAGGGAGUCCCGGGGGUGGGCUAUGUGACGGGCAUGGAGAUACUCAACGAGUUCCCUGGACCUGGCACGGAACCAGUCAGCAUGUUCAGUGAGUGGUGGUCCUUGGCCCAGCAGCAGCAACGUCUGACCUCUGACCCCCGUGACUCCAAGGUCAAGAGGAAACUGAGAGGGCUUCAGCUGCGGCCGGGCUUCCCCAACCCUGCUGUGGCGACUGCCUACCUGCAGCCCAGCGUCGACCUAUCAGAAAGCUCCUUUAGCUGGGGCCGCCCACACCUCGACCUCCUCAAGGAGUUCUGUGAGAGUCGUUUUGGUUGGAACAGCAGGAAGACAGAAGAGACUCUACAUCCUGUUAUCAAACAGCUCAACACACAACAGACCCAGCUGCGUAUCGACUCGUUCUUCCGUCUGGAGCAGCAGGAGAGACAGGCCAUCAAGAGCCAGCGCCUCCGCCGGGCUGUCACCUGUAUAAAGAGGAAAGAGAGGGAGGACGGAGGGAGGGAGGAGAGGGAGGACGGAGGGAGGGAGGAGAGGGAGGACGGAGGGAGGGAAGAGAGGGAGGACGGAGGGAGGGAAGAGGAAGAAGAGGGGACUGGCUCUCCAUCCAAGGCUAAAAGAGGGAAGGGGUCAGAGCCAAAGCAGAGGAAGGGAGAGGUGGAGGGGACAGGGGGGUUCCUGGGGGUAGAGGUCAGUAAGCCUGCUCAAGAGGAUGUGGGAAGAGCCAACCAUGAUGUGGGAGUGGCCAGCCAAGAAAGAGAGAAAGUAGGAGUGGUUAGUCAGAAUAUGGGAGGGGCCAACCUGGCUGUGGGAGGAGCCAGCCAGCAGAGGAAAGAAGUGCUUCCUCCUCCUAAUAAUGGAGUACCUCAACCUAAACUCCUCCCUAAUAGGACGGAGCAGAAUGACAGCAGCAGUUCCGGGGACGACAGUGACGGUGACAGCGGGGUCGCCAUGGUAACGGCCCAGUCAGUGUUUAGGGGCCAACCGAGAGGUGGGAGGGGGGGUAAGAGAGGAAGGCAGCAGGAAGGGAUGCCUCAGAGAGACAGCAUCGUUCUUUAA
Oncorhynchus kisutch (coho salmon) is the source of this 3743-nucleotide messenger RNA. Its product is annotated as DNA repair protein complementing XP-G cells homolog. Bases 150 to 3743 code for a protein of 1197 amino acids. Gene Ontology annotation, molecular function: single-stranded DNA binding; DNA endonuclease activity. Lineage: Eukaryota; Metazoa; Chordata; Actinopteri; Salmoniformes; Salmonidae. The record is from RefSeq and is a predicted model, not a curated record. Gene Ontology annotation, biological process: nucleotide-excision repair. Gene Ontology annotation, cellular component: nucleus. The transcript is spliced from 15 exons.